ACCGACUCUGGGCCGCUUCGCAGGGGAAUGUGCCGUGGCGCCUUAUCCGCGGGGGCUGAAGGUUUCCGCGGAAGAAGCAGGGCGGCGGCGCUCGGUGUGAGCCGUGCUUGCAGUGCCGGGCGGCGGCUGCGGGCGCCGCUGUUCACCACGAAGGAGAGGAAGGAGCGGAGCGCUGCAGCCAGCCCCGCCCGCUGUGGCCCGGCUCGCUCGCUCGCUCGCUCACUGUGUCGGCGGCCGGGCGGGCUGCGAGCGGCCCCCGGUGCGGAGCCGAGCUACAGCGAGGCGGAGCGGCCGGCGAGAGCGGGCGACGACGGUGCCGGAGCCGGGGACGGGAAUCGAAGUGGGAGCGAGAAUCUGGUCCGGAGACGGAGGGGAAGAGUCGGGACGGUGGCGGGGAGCUGUCGGCGGGCGUCCGGUGGCGGCGGGGCCGUGGCGGAGAUGUGCGCGGCGAGAGAAGGGCGCUGGGGCCGGAGGCAGCGAGCGCUGCUGUGCUGCGUGUUGGUGGCGGCGUGGGAGGCGGCGUGGGGGCAGCUGCGCUACUCGGUGCCCGAGGAGCUGCCCAAGGGCUCUUUCGUGGGCGACGUGGCCAAGGACCUGGCGCUGCAGCUGGCGGCGCUCCGCGACCGCGGGGCCCGAGUUGUGUCGGCAGAUAGGGCGCAGUAUUUCGCUCUGCAUGCGAACAGCGGCCACCUGGUGACGGCGGAGAGGCUAGACAGAGAGCAGCUGUGCGAGGGCUUGCAGCGCUGCGUGCUGCGCUGUGAGGUGAUCGUGGAGGGUGAGAUGAAAGUUUACGAGAUCGAAGUGGAAAUCACGGACAUUAACGACAACGCGCCCAGCUUCCGAGAGGCAGAAAAGGAACUGAGAAUGAGCGAGACGACAGCUCCAGGGUCACGCUUUCCCUUGGUCGAGGCUCACGACCCGGACGUGGGAGUGAAUUCCUUGCAGAGCUACGAGCUGAGCGGCGACGAGCACUUCUCGCUGUCCGUGCAGGCGGGAGCCGACGGCGAGAAGCGUCCCGAGCUGGUGCUGGCCAAGGCGCUGGACCGGGAGGAGGCGGCGUUUCACGAGCUGGUGCUGAUGGCGAGCGACGGCGGCGAGCCGUCUCGGACGGGCACGGCGCUCAUCCGCGUGUCUGUGCUGGACGCUAACGACAACGCGCCCGUGUUCACCCAGGCGGUGUAUGCAGUGCGCGUGCCCGAGGACGUGGCCGUUGGCUCCACGCUCCUCACCCUCACGGCCACCGACGCCGACGAGGGACUUAACGGCGAUGUGAAAUACUUAUUUAAGAAAAUCACUGAAAAAGCCUUGAAGAUUUUCCACCUGGAUCCCGAGACGGGAUCGAUCAGGCUGGUGAGGAGCCUGGACUUCGAGGAAGGCGACUCCUACGAAAUGGAGGUGCAAGCACAGGAUUGCGGUGGCCUUUUCGACACGGCGACAGUCUCGAUCUCGGUGACCGACGUGAACGACAACGCGCCCGAGAUUUCGGUGAGGUCGGCGCUGAGCGAGAUCUCGGAGGACGCGCCGUCGGGGACGGCGGUGGCCCUGCUGCACGUGCAGGACCGGGACUCGGGCGCCAACGGCGAGGUGCGGUGCUCGCUGGUCGGCGACGUGCCGUUCCGCCUGCGGAGCUCGGUGGGCAGCUACUACAGCGUGGUGACGGCGCGGGAGCUGGACCGGGAGGAGGUGUCGGAGUACAACGUGACGGUGCGGGCGGCGGACGGCGGGUCGCCGUCGCUGCGGAGCAGCGCGGUGCUGGCGCUGCGCGUGCUGGACGUGAACGACAACGCGCCGGUGUUCGCGGAGGCGCGCUACAGCGCCCGUCUGGCCGAGAACAACGCCGAGGGCGCGCUGGUGCUGACGGUGCGGGCGUGGGACGCGGACUGGGGGCAGAACGCGCGCGUGCGGUACCGGCUGGCGGAGGGGCGUGUGCGGGGCGCGCCGCUCUCGUCCUACGUGUCGGUGCAGGCGGAGACGGGCGCGCUGUACGCGCUGCGCUCCUUCGACUACGAGGAGGUGCGCGAGGUGGGGCUGUGGGUGCGGGCGGAGGACGGCGGCGCGCCGGCGCUGAGCAGCAACGUGUCGGUGCGGCUGCUGAUCGUGGACGAGAACGACAACGCGCCGCAGGUGCUGUACCCGCCGGCGGCGGCGGCGGCGGCGGCUCCGGGCGCGGUCUGGACGGGCGUGGAGCUGGCGCCGCGCUCGGCGGAGCCCGGCGCGCUGGUGGCCAAGGUGGUGGCGGUGGACGCGGACGCGGGGCAGAACGCGUGGCUGUCCUACGAGCUGGCCAAGGCGACGGAGCCGGGGCUCUUCCGCGUGGGGCUGCACAGCGGCGAGGUGCGCACGGCGCGCUCGCCGCUGGCCCGCGACGCGCCCAGGCACAGCCUGGUGGUGGUGGUGAAGGACCAGGGCCGGCCGGCGCUGUCGGCCACGGCCACGCUGACGGUGGUGCUGGCCGAGAGCGUGGCCGAGCUGCUCUCGGAGCUGGGCAGCGCGGCGGCGCCGGCCGAGCCCGCCGGCAGCCUGACGCGCUGGCUGGUGCUGGCCGUGGCGGCCGUGUCCUGCCUCUUCCUCGCCUUCCUGCUGCUGCUGCUGGCGCUGCGCCUGCGGCGCUGGCGCCGCUCGCAGCUGCUGCCGCCGGCCAGCGGCGCCUUGCGCGGCGUCCCGGCCUCGCACUUCGUGGGCAUCGACGGCGUCCGCGCCUUCCUGCACUCCUACUCGCACGAGGUGUCGCUCACCGCCGACUCGCGCAAGAGCCAGCGGCGCUGGGCGGCCGACAGCUGCUGCAACACCCUCCCGGCCCGGCCGCCGCCCGACAAGGCCGCGCCUCUGCUCGGGGAAGACGCUGCCGGCGCCCGCGGCGCACAGCCCGACGCCCUCUCGGUGAGUCGCUCCGGAUACCGCGACGCCCUCCCUCUCCGUGCUCCCUCUCCGGUAUUGGGCAGCGGGUUGUGGGUGGCUGCUCCUCACUUAGAGGAUCCAAGCCCGGGCUAUAGUGCCGGCGUUAAAGCCGGGGUUUGCCUUCAGCUCUGCUCUAGAUGGGCUUCUAACUAUUUUCCAUCGUGCCACAUGGUUGUUCAUUUCAUCCCCUAUCAUGUAUCAUGCAUGUUUUUCUUUUGUUUUUACCUAUUCUGAGUAUAUGUACACUUGAGAUUAUCAUGUGGUUAAGAUGUAUCAUCCCAAUUGCCCAUGUGCUUGAUCAGUAUUCUGAGGUUGUCUUUAAGCAAAAUCUUAAUUGUGUCAUGUUUGAUUUGGCUGCCUCUCCCCUAUAAUCUAUGCAGCCUUUCUGUUGCUGUAUGAACAUGAGUUGAAAUGUCUUUCAAGUGUCAAUCUAUACUGCUAUUUUUGUGCAUAUGUUGGGAUAAUGGGUUUGUUUACUGGUGAUCCUUUUAGGACGUCUGUUUGGCUGUUAUAGAGAUGAACAGGACUCAUAAAAUUUGCAUUUGAAAUUGCAUAGAGGUGCUGUGUGUGAAAGGCUGUUGGAGGAAAGAGGAGUGUGUGAGCAUUGACUUCUCAAGAAAGGAGCAGGCUUUGCUAGGAAGCAUAUGCUAUGGCAACAGCUUUGUUGUGGCUUCCUCACUUGAAUUUGUGUUGCGUAAUAUUUGGUGUGGUUGAGGAAUGGGUUCUGGAGAGUGAGAGUGAAGUCCAUGUCUUGUCCUGCAGUUUUAGCAGUUUUGCCUUGUUUGUUGUCAAUGUAAAAAGUAGGCCUCAGUGUGGAAGAGAACCCUGAAAAGACUUGGAGAUCUGUUAUAAAUUGUUGGAAUGGGGGAGCUGCUUGCAUACACUUUGAAAGUUUACUGCUUUGCAGUCAAAGGCUUUGAUAUCCUUACAUUUCCUUAAUAUGUCCCUGAAUGAUAAGCCGACAUAGUGGCUGACAUACAGUUAGAAGCUGGUUACUGAGAGUGGUGCAAUUGAAUGCUGUUAAUGUAGAGGAAUGAGGCUGGAAUUUUAGUCCUAAAUUUGAGAAGAAGGUGUGUCAGUGGUGAUAUUGUUUGGGCAGUGGUAUGAUUUUAUUGUGAAUGGCAAUUUCUGUAGCAUAUAUUAAGUUUGAUUUCAUAAAUUUGACAAUUCCUGCAGCAUUUAUGCACCAUUUGAUCCUGGUAUAUAUAGAGCUAUGAUG
Messenger RNA from Cygnus olor (mute swan), 4117 nucleotides. RefSeq names its product protocadherin gamma-A10-like. The record is from RefSeq and is a predicted model, not a curated record. NCBI's taxonomy places the organism in Eukaryota, Metazoa, Chordata, Aves, Anseriformes, Anatidae. Gene Ontology annotation, biological process: homophilic cell-cell adhesion. Gene Ontology annotation, molecular function: calcium ion binding. Bases 28 to 3132 code for a protein of 1034 amino acids. Gene Ontology annotation, cellular component: plasma membrane. The transcript is spliced from 2 exons.